Molecule: messenger RNA, 3294 nt
Organism: Aspergillus sclerotioniger CBS 115572
Lineage: Eukaryota; Fungi; Ascomycota; Eurotiomycetes; Eurotiales; Aspergillaceae
Product: putative NTP binding protein
Exons: 1
Coding region: 280-3021 (913 amino acids)
Source: RefSeq, a predicted model, not a curated record
AUCGCCAUACAUUCCAAUCUUUAUCGUCACAUACAUUAUCCCUUCAGUACCAAGCGGAACGCGCCAAGUAAUGGGUGGGAUUGCGAACUUUUCCUACCAGAUCCCUGCCUCUUUCUGACGAAACCACGUCCCCAUCUCCAUCCACACGCUGCACGCCUUCAAGGGUGUCCACUGGACAAGAGCUACAAGGAUCCUCGUGCUUGGGAAGGAAUGGGUUAUUGUGCUGACGCUGCCUGGCUUUAAGGUCGAAGCUGCUGGGGCUGCAGCAGUCCUCAACGGAUGAAGAUGGAGGAAAUCUUUCAUCUACCCAAUGGACAUCUGCUAAAUCUUCAACCUCGACCCCGCCACGGCAAGCGGACAAGAGUCAAUCACGAGGUACAGACGCCCACACAAGCUCAAGGAUCUGCAUCCAAACCCGACGAACGCCUAAGGUCCUCUACCAGCAAGGACACCACUCGCGCACCGCCUGACACUGCUCCACGAAAGGGGAAGCCUACCAAACUACCGCUUCCUAAGUCUUUUACCGACAAGGAAAAGGAGAAGAAGAAAGAGACCCCCGCCAGUUCCGAACACAAAGGACGCCGAGCCGAGAGGGCCCUCCAGCCAAGGAGGUCGUUCGGGACACCAGAGCGUACAUCACCCAGGACCUCGGACCACGAUCGCGACCAGUACUGGAGGAAGGUGAAGGAUAGGUGUGAAAGGGACAAUAGGGCGCCGCUCAGCAAAGAGAAACCCAAGGAAUACUAUCAGGAGGCCUACCGGAAAAUCGUUUCGCUGGCUAACUCGCCCCGACAAGAGAUCGCCCGCCAGAAGCUGAAGCAGCUGGCUGGAGGAACGCCUCGGGUCGAUCGGACCUUAAUGCAGAGUGCCAACCUACAAUCUAAGAUCCCGCAUUCAAACGAUAGCCGAGUCAGUCUUGGACGCAGCCCGAGGGGGGGAGGGAUAGGUCCCUCUACGGGUCAAAGGAAACGCCCGACCAACCGAGACCAACAAGGCCAUCUAAACUUCAGUAAAUCCACGCCGGCAAUAUUAUCUGAAAGAACCGACACUACCACAGACUCAUCCGAGCGCUCGCAUCCUUCAAUAUCGCCGGUUUCGGCGCCUGCUAGCUCGCUAACAGAGUGGGAGGAUAGGUUUGUGGUCAACAUGCCAUCGGCUCGUGAUCCAAAUCCGCCAAGCAUGAAUGCCCAGCAAAUCUCCAACUUUCAGCAAAGUAUUGAAAAGGUGCACAAAGAAGGCGGGACGAUGCUUGAUCCGGAGACUCUCCCAAGCCCACGUACCAGGACUCCCGAUGACAGCGCCAACAACCCUCCAGGACAAGAAAAGAAAGUGCCCGGUCUUGAUGGCCAAGAUUCAGGUCUUGAUCGUCCACCCGAGACUAGCGACCAUAGUACUUCAUCGGGACACCGACGGUAUUACAGUCCAGAAGAGGUCGGCAAGCAACGCUUUAGCACGAUAUGGGAAGAAUCCCCCGCAAAAUCUACCCAUGAUCUCCCCAUUGCGAACCCAGAUGGGUCUUUUUUAGGGUGCAAGGAAAUCAAUGGGCCUUACGACAAGAAUCCCGACGAGAUACUACUUUUCUCGACCACGGACGAGCGGCCCAAAAUGAUAGACAUCGCGUCUGGGCGACCCAAGGUACUGAGAGAAGCGAAGAAGACCACCACGAACCACCACCGGGCGGCACCAGUGUCUCCAGAGAAGGCUGCCGUUCAAGAAGAAUGGAAACCAAUUUCUCAGAAUUUGAAACAAGCCCAAUGCUCGAAGCCGUUGGCCAGGACAAUGUGUCAAGAGGCCAAGUGUCGGCAACCAGAAAGGCCGGAGGUCUCUGCCAAAGCGCCUUUGAAGGAGAAUCUCGACUCAUCAGGGAACCCAACCAAGCAUUACGAGAAGCAGCAAUUGGGUCUCAAGCCAGACGAUGUCUUCAUUAUCACACCCACUAUCACACGCACUAUGGUGACCAUGACAGACUUGAGAGACCACCCAAAGAAACAAGAUGCACAGGAGCCUGCCUCGCGGACCGCAGGCGAGAUAAUCACGGACUCCCGCGCAAAGCAACAGACAGGCAGUUCAGCAUCGGGCUUGCGACGAGCCACCCAAAAUUCAUGGGAAAAGUCAAAUGCACCCUGCGAAAUAUCAUCCUCGGAUGCUGCCCCUCCGACGAACCCACACCCUGCAGCUCAAGGCCGAACAGAAACAGGACGCACCUCCCCACAAAAGCCUCGCGCUAUUCGUGGAUUCAUCCGUACGCAAGGGCUGCCCAAGUCCGCAACAGGAACAUUCGGCGAUUCCGUCGGCAACAAUCAUCGAAAGCCCCUGAUUGCCAGCAUAUCACCCAAGAAAGACAGGAUAUACUCAUUGAAGAGCGCAUCAGAUUCGACCCUUGUUGAAAAGCCAGGCUCCCUGCAUGACAUCUCUCCUACGGCCUCAAUCAGCAAAGAUAUGCUGCAGGGCAGUAUGGAUAAGGAAAUCAAACCAUUUGAAGUGGCUGAAUUGGAUGGACAGCAAGUGACCGACAAAUCCAAAGAGGACCUUUUUCUUUCCAAGAUCACGAAUUUCAAUUCCGAGUUGCAUAAUAGCAACAUGCCUACCGACGAGAAGGAGACAGUGAAUCCGGACAUGUUGAGUCUCAUUAGGGAUGCCCUUAUAGAGCUAGCAGGACAGCUCCAGGAGCUCUAUGACCAGAUCAUGGCCAAUCGACAUUCCCGGGCCAUGCUGGUGAAAAUUGCCUUCAACAGUGUCCUGAAAAUGAUUGAGCACUGCUUGCAUGUUCUCAAGGAUCUCUUGGCAAUCCUAGCCCUCUACAAUACAACUGGAGCCUGGCCAAGUCCCAAUAGGAAGGAUUUUGCCCGGUCAUUGAUUGACCUUUGUGAGGCUAUGAUCUACCUGGUGACCUUGGGGUUCGUCAUGAUGAUAAUAGGCCGGGCGGCCGGAUACGUGGUCCUUGUUGGAAGCUGGAUAGUAUGGUUUGCAAAGCCUUUUGCUUGGUUGCUGGGAACAUUGGGGCGAGCCCUGUUAAUAUGAGUUGGCUCCUCGAUCAAUUGUCGACCAGAUGUCGGACUUUUGUCAAGGCAUUCUUGUUCUACAUCCUUUCAUCUUCGAGCGUCACGGCGAAGGACAGUAGACUCUUGCUCAGCCUUAUCGAUGUUUGUACCCUCUCUUUUUCGCCCUAAGUAUUUGUACGUAAUUCAGUAUUGAUUCCCCUGUCAUUUCCAUAGGCGUUUCAUGAUACUUUGUUGUAGCUAGCGUCCUGUCAAUUCUACUGGAAUGCAUUUUAUCAAAUCCUUGUACCCUACC